AGAAUCAAAUCCAUACUCUCCAAAUCCUCACUCUUGUCCCUUUAAAUAACCAAAUAUAUUGCGCCUUUUCCUUUCUUUUCCUUUUCCUGUUUUCUUCCUCAAAAACUGAACUUCAUUGUGGUAUCGUUUCUUUUUUAUUAUAUCCAAGAUCUCUCAUCCCCAGAUCAAAGCUCCUUAUUCUUAUCCUCUUAUUUCUGAUCUCUGAUUAUUAAUCCUAGUCUUAUCUCUCUUUUUUUUUAGUCUGUCCUAGUCUCUACCUAUUCUCUUUGCCUUUUGUCUUAUCUUGAUCCAUUUAUAAACACUCGAAUUCUGUCCCUUAACAAUACUGUCACUAUUAUCAACAGCACCCUCAAUACUCUUUUCAACAGUCUUCACCAACCACUCUUCAAUAGCUAUUAGUAACCAUUCAUAACCAUACACAAUAAUGUCCACCGAAACUCCAAAAGAAUCAGCACCCGCUGUUGAUCCAACUCCAAUUGUUCCUCCAAAGGAACCACAAUCUUCUGACUUCAAAGCCACUGUUUUGCCAUCUUCUGAAGGCCAACAAACAACUUUAGCUGAACCAGGAAUCUUUGUUCCCGAAAACCCACACGAGAUCAAAGCUUUUUCUGAAUUUUCUACUUUAGAUCCAAAAACUUUAAACGAACCUGAAAUAAAGGAAUCCCCAAAAGUUGAAGAAACCAAACCAGAAGAGCCAAAGGUUGAAGAGCCAAAAGUCGAACCUGUAGAAAAAGUCGCUCCAAAAGUUGAAGAACCAAAACCAGAAGAAUCAAAGCCCGUUGCUGUUGAGCCCGUAAAGGAAGAGGCUGAACCAGCAGUCGUUCCUCCUGCUCCUGUUGAAGAACCAAAAAAACAAUCUGUUGUCUCUAAAACUGAAGAAAACUUGAAAAAGAAAUUUGUCCUGAUCAAAAAAAAAAUCGUCAAGGACAAAGAACCUGUUGCUUCCACUGAGCCUGUGACUCCUCCAUCUGAAGAAAUUAACACUACCACACCAUCUACUAAUCCAACUGAAUCUUCUCCUAAAUCAAAGAAAUUAUCAACUUUUGUAGAAAAAUUAAAACCACACAAGAAAGAACCCAUCGUUGUUGCUCCUGUUGCUGCUGAAGAACCAGCUUUACCUGUUGCUGCUGAAGAAACUCCAAAAUCCGCUGAAGAACCAAAAGUCGUUCCCGAACCAAAGGUUGAAGAAGAACACAAACCAGAAGAACCUAAAGAAUCCGUCAAGGAUAAAUCAAAGAAAUUCUUAUCUAAAUUCAAAGCUGAAGUCGCUAAGCACACUCCAGAAAAGAAAGAAGUAGCCGCAGUUGAAAAACCAGCUGAAGAAAAACCUCUUGACAAAUCUGUUGAAGAGAAAAAACCCGAAGAACCAGUUGUUGCUCCACUUACUGAAGAACCUAAACCAGUGGCAGAUGAACCAGCCAAACCAACUGAACCAGAACAUAAAAAGGGUGUCUUCACCAAAUUAAAGGCUGAAAUUGCUAAACAUACCCCAGAAAAGAAAGAAAAAAAAGUUGUUGAAUCAAAAUCAGUUGAUCCAGCCAAACCAGUUGAGUCUUCUGAGCCUGUUGAACCUGCCGCUGCUGUUGUUGAAACCCCUGAAUCCUCAAAGAAAGACAGCACCGACGAACCUUCAAAAGCUACUGAAGAACCCGUUAAAGCUGAAAAAAGAAAGAGCUAUUUUGGUAAAUUAAAGGAAAAAGUUAUCAAAUCUCCUGAAACAAAACCAGCUGACCCAGCCGAACCUGUUCCAGAAUUAACACCAGUUGCUGUCGCUGAUGAAGAACCAAAAAAAGAAGAGAAGAAAGACGUUAAGCCAGCUGCUGAACCUUCUUCUGCCAAUUCCAGCGAUGAAGUUAUUAAAACUGAACCAGCUGCUAAACCAGAAAGAAGAAAGAGUGUCUUUGAAAAGAUCAAAUCUGAAUUCGCUAAACAUCAAGAAAAGAAAGAAAAACCUGUUGAAGUUAAAAAAGAUGUCCCAGUUAAAGAAGAACCGGAAGUUGCUCCUGAAGUUGCUCCAGCUGUUGUGACUCCAGCUGUUGUUGCUCCAGCAGCUGUUGAUGAAUCAGCCAAAACUCAAGAAGCUCCAAAAGUUGAAGAACUGGUCAAAGACGGAGAACCCAAGAAGGAAGAAAAAAGAAAGAGUUUCUUAGGAAAUUUCAAACACAUCUUUGAAGACAAAGCUAAAACUAAAGAAACUCCAAAGAAAGAAGAACCAACUAAAGAUGCUUCAAUCGAAGAACCCGCUCAAGUAGAAACCAAAAAAGUUGAUGCUGAAGUUGAAACCAAACCAGAACCAAAACUAGAACCAUCUGUGGUUGAAGAAACUCCAAAAGAAACACCUAAGGAAGCUACAAAGGAAGCUGACAAAGCUGAAGAACCAGCUGAAGAAAAGAAAACCGAAGAAGUUCCAGAUAAAAAAAACAAAAGAAAAUCAAUCUUAGCUAAAUUCAAAGAAAUCUUUUAAUCUAGUUUGAUUGAACUCGUUCGUUGAAUAAUCAACAUACUUGAAUGUUUGCUUGCCUGCUUGUUUCUCUCGUUAUUUUUAUUCUUUCUCCUUCUAUUGACUUAUUUUUUACUGAACUAAUCCCUUUUUUUAUUCAUUUGUUUUGUUUUAUUCUAUGGAUGAUAUUGAUUUGGUAUUGAACUAAUUUUUUUAAACCAGUUUUUUUUUUUUAAUUGUUAACUUUUGUUGUUUGUUUUGAAUAUUGUUUUUUUGUUGUUUUUGUCCCUUGAUAUCUUAUUUAUUCCUGUUGAUAUUUCAACUUCUUAAUCACCUAAUUACUUAAUACUUAAUCUUAAUCCUAAUAAACUCAGUAUACUUAGUAAUUCUCUGAAUCUCUCCAACCUUG
Ascoidea rubescens DSM 1968 is the source of this 2849-nucleotide messenger RNA. RefSeq lists its product as uncharacterized. The transcript has a single exon. Lineage: Eukaryota; Fungi; Ascomycota; Saccharomycetes; Ascoideales; Ascoideaceae. The record is from RefSeq and is a predicted model, not a curated record. Bases 425 to 2464 code for a protein of 679 amino acids.